Polyodon spathula (Mississippi paddlefish) is the source of this 4756-nucleotide messenger RNA. RefSeq names its product NLR family member X1 (gene nlrx1). Lineage: Eukaryota; Metazoa; Chordata; Actinopteri; Acipenseriformes; Polyodontidae. Bases 233 to 3211 code for a protein of 992 amino acids. Gene Ontology annotation, biological process: negative regulation of canonical NF-kappaB signal transduction. Gene Ontology annotation, cellular component: mitochondrion. The transcript has 9 exons. Gene Ontology annotation, molecular function: protein binding. The record is from RefSeq and is a predicted model, not a curated record.
GAAGUGAAUCUGACCCUGUGACUGUACACAAGUUUUGAACGGAGAGGAGACGAGGCGGUGUGGUGACUGACACAGUUUAAAUAGUUUAAUAGCCGCACACCUGUGUGGGUGUGGGUGGCACGGGUGUGUUCUGCAUUGAUGACGGGAAAGAGAGGAAGGUUCACUGCUCGAAGCCGGGUGGUUCCAGAAAUCAAAACAGCAGCAGUAGGGGACAGGAGUGAGCUGUGAGGUCAUGCUGCAGUGCUGGAGACAUGUCCCCCGGGCGGGGACACAGUGGACCUCUAGAGCUGGGGGAGACCGGGGGUUCCUGGAGACAGCACGGACCUCUCGUGUGACGAAGGGCACAGAAAGGCUCUUUGGUUCAAGCAGAGUCUAUCAGGCACAGCCUGUGAAGCGUGAAGCGAGGACAGGCAGCAGCUGGCUGAGGUACAGUGGGAGGCUCUGGGAGAAACGCUUUCCUGUGUGUGUGUCUCAGAACAGGCUCCUCACUUCCAGCUCCAGCUCCCCUUCAGACCCCGUGGAGAUUCACAAACGGAAGCUGGCCCUGUGGUUCAGCCACCUCCCAAACGAGGAGAAGCAGUUUGGGGGUCUCUUCUCCCCGGACUCCAUGCACGUGGAACCCCUGAUCCUGGAGGGAGCCCCGGGGGAGCACGUCAACCCCCUGACCGGGUGGGAGUCCCCCGGCUCGGUACGUCGCUCCCUCGCAGUGGGGGAGCUGUUCGACCCAGACCCGGGGUGGGACCCUGAACAGGGCCAGAACGUGGUUCUGUACGGCGCGGUGGGGACGGGCAAGAGCACAGUGGUCCGGAAGCUGGUUCUGGACUGGUGCUCGGGGUCGACUCUGGCCCAGUUUGAGCUGGUGGUCCCGCUCUCGUGCGAGGACCUUUCUCUGCAGGGCCGGCCCACCUCCCUGCAGGCCCUGGUGGGGAGGUUGUACCGUCACCUCCACCACUCUGCUCAUCUGCAAGGGGACGGCCGGGGUGUGCUCUUCAUCUUCAACGGCAUGGAGAAGAUGAGGCUGAACUUCAGCAUCGCCGCAACAGAGCUCUGCAGCAACCCAGAGGAGCCCCUGCACCCGGGAGGCAUCGCCGUCAACCUGCUGAGGAAGUACCUGCUCCCCGAGGCAAGCAUCCUGGUCACCACCCGCCCCUCUGCCCUGGACAAGAUUCCCAGCAAGUACGUGGACCGCUACGCUGAGAUCUGCGGCUUCACCAACAUCGACCAGCAGAGGGCAUACUUCACCAGCCGGCUCCUGCAGCAGGCGGAGGGCCAGUCUGGCCGCGACGCUCGGGAGCUCUUGGAGAUGCUGUACCUCAACCUGCAGCGCAAGAGCCAGAUCGCGGCUGCCUGCUUCCUGCCGUCCUACUGCUGGCUGACCUGUGCCACCCUGCACUUCCUGCACUUCACCGAUGCCAGGGCACCCAUCCGCACCCUCACGGGCAUCUACACCAGCUUCCUCCGGCUCAACUUCGGGGGGGAGAUCCUGGAGGCGGCCAGGGGCCCGAACCAGCAGAGCAUCUCUCUCAUGCACUAUGUGGCUAAGACCAUGGGCAAGCUGGCCUAUGAGGGGAUUACAUGCAAGAGGACCUCCUUCACUAAAGAGGAGGUGAUGGAGAAGAUCGGCAAGGGGGACGACAGCGAUGAGGAGCUGAGGCAGCUGGCCAUCUUCCGCACCGAUGUUCUGGGCUUUUUCUUGGCCCGCUGUGUGCAGAGCUCUCCCGCGGGCGGGAUGGGGGAGAUCCUCUAUGUGUUCACCGUGCCCGCUAUGCAGGAGUACCUGGCUGCGCUCUACGUGGUGCUGGGGGAGAAGAAGACGGUCCUGGAGAAGCUGGGCAAGGGCGCCUCGGAGGUCAUCGGGCAGGCCAGCGACGACCUGACGACGCUGCUCAACGCGCUCUCCAAGUUCCUGCCGCUGCGGGUCUUUGCCGCCUUCAACCUGCUCAAGAUGUUCCCCAGGCUGUACAGCAGGAUCAGCGGCCACGGCAGUGGCAAGAUCGGCAAGACCAUGGCCAGCGAGAUGUUCAAGAUGGAGGACCAGUUCAACGAGGAUGUGCUGGACCAGGUGGAGCAGAGCGUGCUGGGGGUGCAGGGCCCCACACCCCUGGAGAGGCAGGAGCAGGAAUCCUUCGAGCUGUUCCCCAUCUUUAUGGGGGGCCUGCUGUCACACGGGAACAGGGUGCUACUGGACCAGCUGGGCAUCUCCAUCAGGACCACGGCUGUGGUGCAGAUCACCAGCACGCUCAAGAGGCACCUGCUGCAGAACAGCCAGAAGAAGAUGCCCCCGGAGGAGCUUAUGGACUUCCUGUUCUUCCUCUACGAGUUCCAGAACCAGCGCUUCACAGCAGAGGUGCUGGGCUCCCUCUCCGCCCUCAACCUCUCCAGGGUGCGCAUGACACCCCUCAAGUGCUUCGUGCUGGCCGCCGGGCUUGCCUGCACCCCCCCCAGGCACGUACUGAAAUCGCUGGACCUGUCCUCCUGCAGCCUGACUCCCGAGUCGCUGGACACGCUGCGGCCCGUUCUGCUCCGCUGCAGGACUGUGAAUUUGCAGUGUAACAAUCUCGGUCCCGAGGCCUGCGAUCACCUGAGGAGCCUGCUGAUCGAUAGCGCGUGUGCAGUUCAGUCUCUACAUCUGUGUGAUAACCCGCUGUCUGAGUCGAGUGCCUGCAGCCUGGCCCAGGCCCUGUCGGAGAGUCGCUGUCUGAGGCACCUCUCCCUGAUGAACACGGGCCUGGGGGAUGGGGGCGCUAGAGAGCUGGCCUCGCGGCUGGGGGGCAACCAGGGGCUGGAGGAGAUCAACAUGGCGUACAACUCCAUCGGGGACAACGUGGCACUGCAACUGAUCGACGCCUGCAGAGCAAACCCCACGCUGAACACGAUACACCUGUACCUGAACGAACUGAGCGAGAGCGGGAAGCAUUCCCUGCACAGUCGCGGGCUCGGGUGCAGCGAGAGAGGCAGGGUGAAGGUACUGGCAUCCAUCACGCAGGGGGACGAGCUCUCCGAGGACUGGGAGCUGAUCCUCAACAACAUCCGGAGCCACGCCACCUCCUGGAACCGCGAGCGCAUCCGAGACAACCUGCAGCGCUUCCUGCAGGAGCUGAAGGGUGCCAGGCAACAGAGCCGUUGCCUGGGGAAGAAACUGAGCUUCUGGAGGGUCCAGAGACAGGUGGCAGAGGAGAUCAGGAAACUGGAGAAAGGGACCAGCAGCUAGCAACACAUUGAGCUCUCCAGGGAUCAAGACUUGUAGCUGAUUGGGUCUGUGAAUAUGUACAGCUGUACGUACAAGAAUCUCAAUGCAAGAAGCCAUGCAAACAAAAUACACAGUGAAAUGACCACCCUUGUAUGUGAUCAAAGCUCAGAUGAGCAUGGGACUUCAGCAAGAAUUAUUCCCAAGCAUGUUGUAGUGAAUUGGAAAUUAGGGCUGCUGCACAGUUACUUUUAUAAGGGUUAGGGCAGUGUGCAUUAUGUUUAUUUUAUGUUCUUGUGUUGAUGGUUUGGGUUUUUAUGAGGUACAGCAAUGUGAUUCAUGAGUAUAGUGAUGAUUUAAAAAAAAAAAUAACCUGCGUUUGUAAAUGUAGGCGAAGAGUCUAAUUAACAUUGCCUGUACUGGGAACGCGGUACGGUGAGCAAGGUGUGGUAAGGGAACUGAGGGGCGCUUGUUUUAUGUGUAUGUGGGUGUCAUAUAGUAUUACAUCCAGCAGGUGUCACACCUGAGCUAGCAAUAUAAUGAGGCUGUGUGAGCUCAUUAUAAAACCUGGAUUGGAUCACACUGCAGUGUAACAGGACUCUUAUUUCCAGUCCAAGUGUGGGAGUGUGUCUGUCAGAGAGGUACUAAACCAGCAAUAGCCUGUGUUGGUCUUUCAGAGAUUAUGAUUGAAUAUUCACCUCUCUCUAGUAUUCUGAAUAACAAAGGCUGACCUGAGCUAUAAUAAUGAACAACACAGCGCAAUACUGUAAGCCUCCUAUUGUGUAGCAGUUUUAUCCAUUCUUAAUUACACCUGUGCUUGCCAUUCAUUUAAAUGGGUUCUAAUGUGUGCACUGUAGCUCAUGAAGCUCGCUGUAAAACCUGGAGUGGAUUUCUAUUUAUCUGGGCAAUGGGAGGCUUGUCCCUGUGAGCAAUAAGGAAGCGGAUUCCGUGAGUCGCUUCUCUGGUUCACUUUCCAGCAUCAACCGGGAAGCUCCACUUUGGGGCGCAUGGUAAUGAAAUACAAUACAAGCUGCCUGUGAGUGUAGAGUUCAAAGAGCUUUGUUUCCCAGUCACAGUGCAGCUCUUUCAGCGUGGUACAGUGACUGCCAGGAGGUAAUGCUGCUUGACCUGUCGUGUGCCGUGCAUGAGUCUCAGAUUGAGCUGGUAGCUUGUGUGAGUGCUGAUGGGUUUGUUUUAAAGCCAUGUGCUGCUGAUGAGACUGUAGAGACUUGUCCUGGUUAAACGUAUGCAAUAUUUGUUUCCUGGUCCCUAUGAUAGCAGUAAUAUAGAAGUGGGAAGCUGUCUGGUUUUAAACUGGCAGGGGGCACCCGGUACCGAAACCUGCCACCACGGCUCCUGUUUUGCACUGUGCUGAUUUGCGAUGUGAACCCUGUGUGUGUGUGUGUGUGUGUGUGUGUGUGUGUGUGUUUCAGUUUUCAGACUGGAGCAGCUCAGGUAUGCGCACACAACGUGACGUUUCAUUUAAACUCCUCCUGUGCACGACAGUCUGGUAAAACCAGAGCCCUGUGCAAAGACAGUGAACCUCCCAAUAAAAACUGUGUUCAUUUA